This is a messenger RNA of Lolium rigidum, 2254 nucleotides long. RefSeq lists its product as uncharacterized. Lineage: Eukaryota; Viridiplantae; Streptophyta; Magnoliopsida; Poales; Poaceae. Bases 1 to 2079 code for a protein of 692 amino acids. The transcript has 5 exons. The record is from RefSeq and is a predicted model, not a curated record.
AUGGCGGCGGCGGACGCGACCACGGCCAUGACCAUCGACUUCCUCCGCGCGCGCCUCCUCUCCGAGCGCUCCGUCUCCCGCGCCGCCAAGGACCGCGCCGACCAGCUCGCCAACCGGGUCGCGGAGCUGGAGGAGCUGCUCCGGGCGGUGACGGCCCAGCGGCGGAAGGCGGAGCGGGCCGCCGCGGACGUGCUCGCCAUCCUCGACUCCCAGGGGUUCGGCCGCUUCUCCGACGCCGCGGAUUCCGGCUCCGACGACGACGGCGCUGGUGGCCCCGAGGCCGCCGAGCACGGAUGUGGCGGCGAGGCCCGCGGGGAAGCGGAGGAUGCGCUGUCGGGCUCGGAGCUGGGAGGCCCGGCCGGGGCGCCGCAGCCCGGCCCCGGGGGGCUGUCGUGGAAGGGCCGCGCCGCGAGCCCUGACGCGGACCGGCGGCAGCCGCAUCACAGGGCCAGGCAGCUCAGGCAGCGGCACGGCCAUAGCCACAGGAGGAACAGCUACUUUCGCUCGCUCGUCGCGGAUUCCUCGCCCAAGUACCAGCCGGGGCAGUCGUGCCGGAAGAUCAAGAGGAAGGAGCCGAGAUUGCGAACUGAAGAUGAGGGGGGCAAGGACAAUGCCGCCGGGGGUCUGGGCGAGGAGAAGGAAACAUCAGAUUGUACUGUCUGCACCGACGAGCAGCGUGAUUUGGAUGGUGGUGAGGCGAGCCAAGAUGGGCGGGGUUCUUCUUCUGGUGAUGGGGGAGUUCAGGAUGGCAACGAGAGGUACACCGUGGAGUAUGAGAAGGACGGGGAGAUGGAGCGGGUGCUCGAGAAGCAGGCUGAGCUGAUUGGGCAGUAUGAGGCAGAGGAAAACGCUCAGAGGGAGUGGGAGAAGAAAUUCAGCGGAACCCGGGAUUCAACUUUGGGUGAUAUUGACCGGGACAAUAAGUUAAACCAGAAUGAAAAAGCUUCGGAGCUGAGGGGCAGAGCUGGUCAGAUUAUGACUAAAGAAGUAGUGCGUGAAGACGCACCGUCAAGAGGUAAACAUCUGUUUGGAAUCAACAGUCCCUCGGAAUGUUUGUUGAAUGGUUCUGUCUCUGACUUGUCAUCAAAUGUUCCAGAAGUAAGGGCUACUGGGAAGUGCAAAGAAUCUGGUAAUGAUUUUGGGUGGGCUACUCCAGUAGUUGCUUCAGUUGAUAGUGAAUUGCAUGCCAGGAAGGAUGAGCUGGUACAUAGAAGUUACACUGAAAUUAUUGAUGGGAGUGGGUGUAGUAAUCUUGGAAGAUCUGCUUCUUUGCCACAAAAAGGCUAUACUAGCAUCCCAAUUACAGGACAUAAUAAAGGUCAAGGAGAUGGAAAUUCAGAUAGUGGUUCAAGCUACCAUGUGAAUGCUCGCCCUUAUGAGCACUACAUAACCACACCAUCAGUUGGAAGCCCUUUAAGCGAUACUCCUAAAAGUAAAAUGUCUGAAUGGAGUUCGUCAUGCUUUCAUAACCAUACUGAUAAUCAGAUUGACAUGCAGCCGCAUCAACUCUCAAGUGAUGAUAUUGGAGGUGUCCUAGAUGCCCUUCAACAUGCCAAGAUGUCCCUCCGAGAAAAGCUGAGCAGGGCAAGUCCACCCAGACAGGACAUGUUAGCACUUCCAGCACCAGAGGAUCACUACAUAGAGGAUGAUUUGCAAUUCAAUGACACACAACUUCCACUUUGCAUGUCUCUUAACCAGGAAAUAUUGGCACUGCCAGUGUCAGGAGGCUACCUAAGCAGGAUCAGUUUACCAGGUGAUGAUGCAAAAAUACCAGUUAGCUCUUCUGGUUUGUUUCGGUUGCCAACAGACUCGUUUCCCCAAAACGAGGUGUGCUCUACUGAUGGCUAUGGCUCAGAGUUCAGUUUGGUAUCAAGUCAGCAGACCAUAUUUUCAAGAAACCCUGCUAGUCAUAUGAUGUCAACUUCAUCUCUUUACCAGCAUGGUUCUAGUAUCUCACCAAAUCCAUAUCAUGAUCCUCACAGUUCAAUGUUAUUGUCAAAGUCUGCAAAAGGGGGUGCUUCUUUCAUCCCACAAAUUCGAAGGUCUAGCGACGAUACAAGAAGAGGAAUGCCUUCUUGAGAUGCAGGUAUGCUUACCUAGCAUGGCAGUGCUUACAAUUAGUAGCUGUAGCAGCUAUGCAUGAUUAGGGUCCCAAUAGUCUUUAAGCUAGAAGCUGUUUGUUGCGUCGUAUGGUUUGAUAAUGAUGUGUUAUGUCGUAUUGCUAUCCAAGAAGAAAAUGUGUUUAUAAGCAGCC